Megalobrama amblycephala (Wuchang bream) is the source of this 2429-nucleotide messenger RNA. RefSeq names its product hydroxymethylbilane synthase, b (gene hmbsb). The transcript is spliced from 14 exons. The record is from RefSeq and is a predicted model, not a curated record. Gene Ontology annotation, molecular function: hydroxymethylbilane synthase activity. Gene Ontology annotation, cellular component: cytoplasm. Gene Ontology annotation, biological process: heme biosynthetic process. NCBI's taxonomy places the organism in Eukaryota, Metazoa, Chordata, Actinopteri, Cypriniformes, Xenocyprididae. Bases 148 to 1230 code for a protein of 360 amino acids.
AAUACCUCACUUUACGGAAGCCAUAUUCAACCUGUAACAGUUGUGAAUGACAUUCCCACUUAAAUAUUUUCUAUUUCACAAUCAUGAAUGAGAAAUUACUGCAGUUACGACGAGUUCAGCACUAGCUCACGUGGCUCAUCUUAGAAAAUGUCGGAAAAGACCAAUCUUCAGGACGGUGAUGGCAGAGUCAGUAGGGUGAUCCGUGUUGGCACCAGAAAAAGCCAGCUGGCUCGGAUUCAGACAGACAGUGUUGUAGAGAAACUCAAGGAGUUGCACCCUGAUGUUAAUUUUGAAAUAGUGGCUAUGUCAACAACGGGAGAUAAAAUACUUGACACAGCUUUAUCCAAAAUCGGUGAAAAGAGUCUCUUCACAAAAGAAUUGGAGAAUGCUUUGGAAAAGAAUGAGGUAGACCUGGUCGUGCACUCUUUGAAAGACUUGCCUACUGUUCUUCCUGUGGGCUUCACUAUAGGAGCUGUGCUGAAACGAGAAAACCCCCAUGAUGCUGUUGUCUUGCACCCCAAAAAUAAAGGCAAACGUCUCGACUCUCUAGCCAACAAAAGUGUUAUAGGUACCAGUUCUCUUCGCCGUGCUGCACAGCUGAAGAAAAGAUUUCCCCACCUGGAGUUCAAAGACAUUAGAGGUAAUCUCAACACCCGUCUGAAGAAGCUGGAUGAAAAGGAUGACUUUUCUGCCAUCAUCUUAGCAGCAGCUGGUCUUCGGAGAAUGGGCUGGGAGAACCGCAUUAGCCAGAUCCUUGGGCCUGAGGACUGCAUGUAUGCAGUUGGACAGGGUGCUCUGGCAGUCGAGGUGAGAGCUCGAGACCGGGACAUACUGGAAAUGGUGUCAGUAUUAAAUGACUCGGACACUGUGUUGAGCUGCAUCGCGGAGAGAGCGUUCCUCAGACACCUGGAAGGGGGGUGCAGUGUUCCAGUUGCUGUUUACACUGAAGUUAAGAAUUCACAGGUCUACCUGACUGGAGCGGUGUACAGUCUUGAUGGCUCAGAGAGUCUGAAGGAGACAAUGCAGACAAGCAUCAGCUCAGACAAUCAGACUGAGGAGCAGGAGAAGGUUGAUGAGAAGGUCCAGCGUGUGGGUAUUACUGCUUUAAAGGUGUCAGAAGCAGCCCAGGAUGCCGCAGUGAAGUUAGGAGUGGACCUUGGAAAUCUGCUGCUCAGCAAAGGUGCCAAAGAGAUACUCACUGUAGCCAGACAGCUUAAUGACGCACGAUAGCUAUAUAAUACUCCAAAUCUGUAACUGAAGAGCAACCACCCUCUUUUCCAGAAGUAUUUUAUUAAAAUUUCAAAGUGUUUAUGUGUCAUCCUAGAUAGAUGACCUUUAUAUUUUGUGUGUAAUUAAGAUAUUAGAUUUUUUCACAGAAAAAAAAGCAACUUUGUAUUGUAUUUACAGGAUUUUUAGCGAGGGUCAAUUUACAGUUACUACUUCAAAACAGACUUGGAUGAUGCAUAAAAAUAAUGCCAAAAUAAUGACUCUGCUAUUCACCAUUCACCGCAUUACAGAGAGAUAAUAGGCAGAAAUUAUAUCUGCUCCCAUAUUAAGCCAUGAAUACACAAUCAUGCCUUUUAAGAUGGUGUGUGUUGUAUAGACACAUGCUUAUUUGAAACUUGAAUUAUUCUAGGAUGUACAUUUUUGAAAGCUGCUUGAGGUAUCAUCUACAUUUUACCUUCACUGACUGUGAAGCUACACAACGUAAUAACCUGUAUAGCACUACAUAAUUUUUUGUAUGGAUGGGCCAGCUGAUUUUUGAUAGUAUUUAGUGUUUUUUUUUGUUUUGUUUUUUUCCAUUAAUUUCCAUAUAUUUUAUGCCUUAAAUGUUUUUAUUGAAACCUUUAAAUUGUUUAUCAGAUCUAACAUCAGUGCCUGGAAAUUCAAAAUAUCGCCUUUGCAAAUUUCUUUGUGUAUUAGCGCAUGGUCUGAUAACUGAAUGGAGUUUGUAUGCACUGCCUCAUCCUUUUCAUUUAUUCCACUCAAAUAUGAAUUUGUUACUUUAUUUAUUUGGCUAAAUGUCUUUGCUGGACAUCCUCUUGUUCUUGGAUUUGUAUGAUGAUGUAUGACGAAACUAAGCCAGUAUUCAUUCGCUAUGAUAUUCUAAAACACUGAUUUAUAUUUUUUUAUGGUUAAGAGCCAGCUUAACCGAUAUCAACUUGAUUUAAUGUGAGCAUAUGCAAGAUUUUUAGAAUGUACUGAAGAGUUUUUCAUUUUAGCAUAGUUUUAUGGCAUUUUCUGAGUCAGUGGUAUACUGGUAAACUGAACUCUGAAUAACUUGAUAGCAUUGUUUGUCAUGACUUUGAAAGUGGGCAUCUGCAUUUACAUGAAACAGCGCAUUUUAAAUGUUUGGUGGUUUUAACAGCAGAGUUGGUUUUACUUACUGUAUUUGCCAGUCCUAAAUAAAUCAAUCAAUAAAAAUGCAA